Messenger RNA from Gloeophyllum trabeum ATCC 11539, 297 nucleotides. RefSeq lists its product as uncharacterized. The record is from RefSeq and is a predicted model, not a curated record. The annotation marks the transcript as partial. The transcript has a single exon. NCBI's taxonomy places the organism in Eukaryota, Fungi, Basidiomycota, Agaricomycetes, Gloeophyllales, Gloeophyllaceae.
AUGAAGAUCAAUAUUUUGCUAUCACGUGGAAAGGGAAGCACUGAAACGACUGCAGAAGCCCUCAUUGAUUCAGGGGCUGGAGGAAUUUUCAUCGACCAGAAGUUUGUGUUGACGAACAAACUGAAGACGGUCCCUAUACCAAGACCAAUCAAAGUCUUCAAUGUUGACGGCACCAAGAACAGACAAGGACUCAUCACCAAAGCGGCAUUCUUGCAAAUGAAGAUUGGAGACCGAGUCCGCUCUGUCCGAUUUUUGGUCACCGACCUGGGGAAGGAAGACGUUAUAUUGGGACUACCU